GAGAAGAAGAAGCAGCAGCAUUUGACAUUAGACUGGUUUCCGGGUCAGGACGGUACGAGCUUCUGCCGGUAGUUUACCGGACCAGCCGCGGUUCCUCAGCCCCCCCGGCCCCGCAGCCUUCCCGCCAUGUCGGGCCCCGGCGGCCCCCGCGGCCCCGCCGUCCUGGAGCAGGUGGCGGCUCUGCUGAGCCGGCAGCACGGGAAGCCCGUCCUGAAGCCCAGCAGGAGGCUGGUGCUGAGGGACGCAGUGGACAACCGCAAACCCAAGAAAGGAGAGGCCACCUGCAUCACGGAGAUGUCCGUCCUGAUGGCGUGCUGGAAGCAGAACAACUUCGUGGACGGUCUGUGCUCCACUGAGAUCAGCGGCUUCUACACGUGUGUGAAGGAGGCGCAGGCGGCUACGAAGGCCAGGUCUGCGCAGAGCAGCGUCCAGGGGGGACGACUGUCGUCACAACAGGCCACCAAGCUGCUGAAGAGAUUCCCCAACCUGAGUAGUGAGAUCUAGGACACAAACCUGUGAUUCCUCUGUUGUACAUGUGCUGUUUUUGAUUAAAAUUCAACUACCAAAACCUC
Messenger RNA from Cololabis saira (Pacific saury), 572 nucleotides. It is a transcript of the gene chchd1, whose product is annotated as coiled-coil-helix-coiled-coil-helix domain containing 1. Gene Ontology annotation, biological process: mitochondrial translation. The record is from RefSeq and is a predicted model, not a curated record. NCBI's taxonomy places the organism in Eukaryota, Metazoa, Chordata, Actinopteri, Beloniformes, Belonidae. Gene Ontology annotation, cellular component: mitochondrial ribosome; nucleoplasm; mitochondrion. Gene Ontology annotation, molecular function: RNA binding. The transcript is spliced from 3 exons. Bases 127 to 504 code for a protein of 125 amino acids.